AUGGUCUCCGCCUCAAAAGCUGCCCGCCAGGCGAAGCGCGCCGCCGACGGCGAUGCGAAGCCCAAGAAGACGGCCACGUCCAAGUUGUCGUCCAAGGCCAACUCCAAGAAUGCCUCCAAGGCCAACUCUGAGAACGGCGACGAGGCCGAGGACCUCGAGCUGAACGAGGAGGUCAAGAAGCUGACCAUGCAGGAGGACAAGCACGGUCUGUCCGACCGCGUCACCACCGGUGUGCUCGCCUCGCUCGAGCAGUCGCGCGAUGUCAAGAUCAUCUCUGCAUCGCUCGUGUUCCACGGAAAGGUCCUCUUCAACGACUCCACUCUCGAGAUCAACUACGGCCGCCGAUACGGUCUGUUGGGUGAGAACGGUUGCGGAAAGACGACCCUGCUCAAGGCCAUCGACAAGCGCGAGUUCCCCUUCCCAGAGCACAUCGACAUCUACCUGCUGAACAUGGGUGCCCCCAAGACUGAGCUGGGUGCCCUGGAGUGGGUUGUGCGCGAGGCUGAGAACGAGCUGGCCCGUCUCGAGAAGCUGGCUGAGGAUAUCCUUGAGAAGGACGGCCCCGAGAGCCCCCUCCUUGACGACAUUUACGAGCGUCAAGAAGACAUGGACCCGUCCACCUUCCACACCCGCGCAUCCCUCAUUCUUACCGGUCUCGGUUUCAACAAGGUUACCAUCAACAAGAAGACAAAGGACAUGUCCGGUGGAUGGCGUAUGCGUGUUGCCCUCGCCAAGGCGCUGUUCGUCAAGCCCGCCCUGCUGCUGCUCGACGACCCCACUGCCCAUUUGGACUUGGAGGCCUGUGUGUGGCUCGAGGAGUACAUGAAGAAGUGGGAGCGCACCCUGGUUCUCGUGUCCCACUCCAUGGACUUCUUGAACGGUGUCUGCACAAACAUGAUCGACAUGCGUCAGAAGAAGCUCCUCUACUACGGAGGUAACUACGACACAUACCACAAGACUCGUACCGAGCAGGAGGUCAACCAGACCAAGGCCUACGAGAAGCAGCAAGACGAGAUCAAGCACAUCAAGAAGUUCAUUGCUUCCGCUGGUACUUACGCCAACUUGGUCAGGCAAGCCAAGUCUCGCCAGAAGAUUCUGGACAAGAUGGAGGCCGAUGGUCUGAUCGAGCCCGUUGCCGUCGACCGUGUCUUCACUUUCCGUUUUGCCGACGUCGAGAAGCUGCCCCCACCUGUCCUGUCGCUUGACGACGUUACCUUCUCUUACUCUGGAGAUGCAAAGGACAACCUGUACGAGAACCUGGACUUCGGUGUCGACAUGGACUCUCGAACAGCUCUUGUCGGGCCCAACGGUGUUGGAAAGUCCACCCUUCUCAACAUCUUCACCGGAAAGCUCAGCCCCACAUCCGGUGUUGUGUCGCGCCACACUCACUUGAAGCUCGGUGUGUACAGCCAGCACUCUGCUGAACAGCUUGACCUCACCAAGUCUGCCCUUGACUUCGUCCGUGAUAAGUUCCACCACAUCAGCCAGGAUCUUCAAUACUGGCGCCAACAGCUCGGUCGCUACGGUAUGACUGGUGAGGCACAGACAUCGAAGAUGGCCACUCUGUCCGAUGGUCAGAAGUCCCGUAUCGUCUUCGCUCUGCUCGCUAUUGAGGGACCCAACAUGUUGUUGCUUGACGAGCCUACCAACGGUCUGGAUAUCCCUACUAUUGACAGUUUGGCGGAUGCCAUCAACGCCUUCAGCGGUGGUGUCGUUGUUGUUUCCCACGACUUCCGAUUGCUUGACAAGAUCGCGAAGGACAUUAUGGUGUGCGAGCACAAGACCGUCCGCAGGUGGGACGGAACCAUUGGCGAGUACAAGGACCAUCUCCGCAAGAAGAUGGCGUCGACUGGUGCUCUCUAA
Molecule: messenger RNA, 1863 nt
Organism: Alternaria ethzedia
Lineage: Eukaryota; Fungi; Ascomycota; Dothideomycetes; Pleosporales; Pleosporaceae
Gene: ARB1
Product: ABC transporter ATP-binding protein arb1
Exons: 3
Coding region: 1-1863 (620 amino acids)
Molecular function (GO): ATP binding; ATP hydrolysis activity
Source: RefSeq, a predicted model, not a curated record